Messenger RNA from Dissoconium aciculare CBS 342.82, 2085 nucleotides. Its product is annotated as transmembrane amino acid transporter. Gene Ontology annotation, molecular function: amino acid transmembrane transporter activity. Gene Ontology annotation, cellular component: vacuolar membrane. Gene Ontology annotation, biological process: amino acid transmembrane transport. Lineage: Eukaryota; Fungi; Ascomycota; Dothideomycetes; Mycosphaerellales; Dissoconiaceae. The record is from RefSeq and is a predicted model, not a curated record. Bases 415 to 1749 code for a protein of 444 amino acids. The transcript is spliced from 4 exons.
CUUUAUUUGUCUCACCCACUGUAAGCCAUCAGAGUGUGCAGUAUCCCGACCGAGGCCAAUGGCAGAGCUUCAUUCGCAUGCGAGCUCCUCCUAGGGCCCUGGUAAUCGGCGACGGUUUCGUGCCACCUGCUGCUCUGGGACAGCUGCUUAUUGUUACAGGAGGCACAAAUCCCUGCAAGGUAUAUCUUCCUCGAGAGUCCCCUGCAACGCCAUGCGACGCCUCUGCGGCUGCAUGCAUCGCGGCACAGUCGUGGUGUGCUUCCUAAGCUGAGGUAUUGCAAAUCAAUUGUGUUUAUAGUUGCACAUCCGUCCGUCCAUCCUAGGAAGGACGAGACGCAGUGCAGCACCCUCGAGCGAAAAACGCGUCGCGACGCAUCACACGAACUGGCGAACUCUUUCCCGACUGUAGACAAUAUGGUAAAGCAUAAAAUCAGCAGUGAUUACAAUGCCCACGAGGUCGCCUCGGAGUCGGGUCCUGGAGAUGUCUUUGGCAACGAAGCUGGGCAUGAUAUCAAGUAUAAAAAGCUAUCAUGGCAGAUGGUUGCAGGUCUGAUGAUCGCGGAAAUUGUUUCGAAUGGAAUGCUCGCACUGCCAUAUUCGAUCGCGGCUGUUGGACUCGUGCCGGGUAUCAUCAUCAUCAUAUUCCUGGGGAUCUUCGCCACUUAUACAUCAUGGUUACUGAUCGAGUUCAAAUUGAGGCACCCGGAGGUCCAUAACAUGGGCGAUGCCGGCCAGAUCUUGUUCGGACCCAUUGGCCGGGCAGUCCUCGCCGCUGGGACGAUCAUCUUCGCUGUAUUCGCUACUGGAGGCCAGAUGUUGGCGGGUCAGAUCGCUUUGUCAUCCUUGAGCGAUCAUGCACUGUGUAAUGUCUUGUUUACAGGGAUCUUGGCCAUUGCUUCCGUCAUUUGUAGUUUUCCGCGAACACUCGACAAUCUCAAGACUCUGGGAAUCGCGAGUGUCUCAACCUUCACCGUGGCGGCCCUCGUCGGAAUGAUCGGGGCUGGCCUCUACCCAACUCCCGACCGAGUCGUGGUCGCCACGACGUCUGCCACCUUCUUCAACGGCUUCUUCGCCAUCACUAACCCAGUCUUUGCGUAUGCCGGCCACUUCAUGUUCUUCAUCCUCAUGAGCGAGAUGAAGCGGCCUCAGGACGCUCUCAAGUCAGCAGUCACGCUGCAGACAUUCUCCACGACACUGUAUGUCGUCUUCGCCGUGGUCACGUAUGUUCUCCUCGGAGACACCGUCUCAUCGCCUUCAUUCCUUUCAUUGGAGAUACGCUGGCAAAAGGCCGCAUUCGGGAUUUCGUUGCUCAACUUCAUCCUCGCUGGAGGUCUCUACGCGCACACCGCCGCCAAGCUGAUUUUCGUCCGCUUGUUCCGCCGCUCUCGACACCUCCACAGUCAUACGGUAAUCGGAUGGGCGACCUGGACAUUCCUCAUUCUCCUCGUGAAUGCCGCGGCAUUUGUCUUGGCAGUCGGCAUUCCCAUCUUCAACUACCUGAUCGGCAUCGCGGCCUCACUCUUCGCAGCGUGGUACACCUAUGGACUAGCGGGUUUCUUCUUGCUUCAUAUGCUCUAUCACGAUGGCCGAGGCUGGCGUGAAUGGCUGCGAAAGUGGGGACAGGCGACUCUGGCUUUGCUGACGAUUCUUCUCGGAGCUUUCAUCUGUAUCGCAGGAAUGUACGUCACGGUCCGUGGGAUUACAGAUGCAUAUGACCAGGGCACUGUCAUGGCUCCCUUCUCAUGCUGAGAGUGAAGCGUCGGAGUGAACGGACAGGUAUCGGCGCACGCUCUCUAUAUUCAUGACAACACAUCUUGAAUAGAUGCUCGAGGCUAGAUUUUAUUGCGCAGAUGGCAAAGUCGCGCUAGGACUCAAAGCUUAUGGUUGAGCCUCGAAGAAUUAGAUUUGUACAAUGAUCGUCAUGAAUCUAUCGUGAGCUUUAACGAGCGACGAUAUGUCUAGUUACUGAGCCCGUGAUUUUCUUUGCGAGAUAGUAUCACCCCACACUCAUCCACAAGUAAUCACACAUGCAACCGGUAUCAGCACGUCCGCAUGAGCAUGUCAUGUUCGCAUUUUCGAGAAGGC